AUGCUCACUCAGAAACAGAAAAAAACUCUCUCUCAAAACCAGAAAAAAACGCGAGAUGAAUUAGAUCAUAGCUUUAAGGAACUCGAUAGACAACUCCUUUUGACUUCUUCUAGCAGCGGCAAGAUUAGUAGAGCAUCCUUAUUACUUGAAGCUGCCUCUCAUAUACAACAUCAAAGAUUAGAGUUGUCUUCAAUUUACGUUGAAAACAAACAAUUGAUUGGAAAUUUGUCUUCAUUUUACGAGGAAAACAAACAAUUGAUUAGAAAUUUGGAAUAUGUAAAAUGUUCAUAUCAACAAGUUGUUUCACGUAUGAAAAAACAGAAUGAAGAAAUCAAUUACCUCAGUCAAUUAUGUAAAUAUCAGAAUGGAAAGCUAAAUAAGAAUAUAUCGAGAUUGAUUUACAGUUACCUAGUCAUUUAG
This is a messenger RNA of Cetraspora pellucida, 420 nucleotides long. The record is from the annotation of a GenBank genome assembly. NCBI's taxonomy places the organism in Eukaryota, Fungi, Glomeromycota, Glomeromycetes, Diversisporales, Gigasporaceae.